GAUAGAGCAAGCAGGAAUGGCGCGUCCUUGGGGAAAGGUCGGCGCCUGGGCGGACGAUUCGGAAGCGGAAGCGGCAGCGGCAGCGGCGCCCACAGCGCCACCGCCAGCAGCGCCGUUGCCAGUGGAAGCGUUUCCAUCGCUGGGGGAGGCCGCCGCCGCGAAAUCCAGCAAGAAGAAGAAAGGUCAGACGCUUACUUUCGCGGAGUUCCAAUCAGGGAAGUAUGUUCCCGGUGUUAAGCAGCGGAGCUCGGCAUCGUCGGGGAUCUUCACCGACAGCGAUCGCCUCACGUCGGACGAGAUGAUGAUGCUGCCGACGGGGCCCAAGGAUCGAUCGGACGAGGAGCCCUAUGAGCAGGGCGGGCGAUUGGGUGGCGGCUUCCGGGACUAUGGCGGUUUCCGGGGCGACAGGGAUCGCGGGGACAGGGAUAGAGGCGAUAGAGGCGAUAGGGAGCGCGAUCAGCGUGGCUUUGGAUUCGAUAGAGAGCGCGAGGCCUCUCGCGCCGACGAUAGCAGCGACUGGAGCUCCAACAAGCCUUCCAGAGGAGCUGGAGGAGGAGGUGGUGGGCGAUUUGACGACGAGAAUCGGCGGUACAGUGGCGAUCGCUUUGGUGGCGAUAGAGAUCUUCCCUCCAAGGCGGAUGAGGUUGAUAAUUGGGCUUCUGGGAAGAAAUCGCUGCCUCCUCCCGAGAGGAGAUCCGAUGACAUUGGUAGGAGGUCCGAUGACUUUGGUAAAGGUGGUUUUGGGAAAGCUGACGCUGAUGACAACUGGGGAGCUAACAAGAAGCCCGUGGUCUCGGACAAGUGGUCGUUUCGGAGGUCUGAUGACUAUGGCGGCCCCGACUCUGGCGACAAAUGGAGCAGGAGGAGCAACGAUGACUCUCCCGGCGAUGAUAAGUGGGGCGCUAGGAAAGCUGGCGAUGAGGCCCCUCGCAGGCCACGGUUGAAUCUAAGGCCCCGGACCCUCCCGCUGGAGAACUCGCCGCCUCCAGUGUCUGCUGAUCAACAACAUGGCAGUCGGCCAUCCAGCAGUCACUCUAGUCGACCGGGGAGUCCUCCAGAAGUGGAAGCACCUCCAGUUGAGCCAAAGCCACGCCAGAAAGUGGACCCUUUUGGGAACGCAAAGCCGAGGGAGGUGUUGCUGGAGCAACGAGGACAGGACUGGCGGAAGAUGGAUAUGGAGCUCGAGAGCAAAAGGCCCGACACUGACGAGGAGAAGAAGCUCAAGGAAGAGAUCGUGUCCCUGAAAGAGCUAGCGGAUAGCACCGCCGACCCUGCCGUGAAGGAGCAACUAGCCGAGAAGGAACAGGAGCUCGAGCAGCUGGUCAAAGAGCUUCAUUCGAAGGCACGGGUAUCGUCGGAUCGUUGGAGGAAGGACGAGUCGAGAAUCACUAGCCCUCCCGCUACAAGGCGCGAUCCAUGGAAGCGGGAGAAUGGAAGGGAUCGGCCAAAGGUUGAUCGAUGGUGAUGAUUCCAACAGCUUUGCGAUUUUGUGUUACGACCGUCGCCCACCAUGAUCUCGUGCUCUACAAUAAUCCGGGGUGGCGACGGAGGUGAGAGAUCUACUCUAUUAAUUUUUAUUAAUAAUCCACAGUGUUCUUCGUUUCUUACA
This is a messenger RNA of Selaginella moellendorffii, 1609 nucleotides long. Its product is annotated as eukaryotic translation initiation factor 4B1-like. The record is from RefSeq and is a predicted model, not a curated record. Bases 17 to 1465 code for a protein of 482 amino acids. The transcript is spliced from 2 exons. Lineage: Eukaryota; Viridiplantae; Streptophyta; Lycopodiopsida; Selaginellales; Selaginellaceae. Gene Ontology annotation, molecular function: mRNA binding; translation initiation factor activity.